Ruditapes philippinarum (Manila clam) is the source of this 1604-nucleotide messenger RNA. Its product is annotated as N-alpha-acetyltransferase 40-like. Gene Ontology annotation, cellular component: nucleus. The record is from RefSeq and is a predicted model, not a curated record. NCBI's taxonomy places the organism in Eukaryota, Metazoa, Mollusca, Bivalvia, Venerida, Veneridae. The coding region runs from base 126 to 887 and encodes 253 amino acids. Gene Ontology annotation, molecular function: histone H2A acetyltransferase activity; protein N-terminal-serine acetyltransferase activity; histone H4 acetyltransferase activity. The transcript is spliced from 9 exons.
AAUAUGUAGCGAACCGUCAGUGGGACGAAUCUUACUAUCCUCAGAAAAUACUCUUCAAUGAAUAAUCGCGGGAAUUUUUUUUAUUCUUGAAAUAAAAGAAAAAAGUAUCAACAGAAGAAGAAAAGAUGGGUAGAAAAUCAGCAAAAGGCAAAGAAAAGAAAAUGAAGAGAAAAGAGGAGAGCGCCAAGAUGGCAAUCAGUUUAGCAAAGGUAGAAGCUGCUAACAAGAUUGAAAAUCCACUAUCUAUGCUGGAACCAUUCAAAAAGUUUGAAAGGAAUGGUGUUUCCUUAGUGAUAGAUUUUAAAAGGAGCGGUGAUAUGGAUGAUGAAACAAAAGAAUUUGUUUUCCAGCUGUGUAAGAAGAAUAUGCAGACAUUAUAUGAGAAAUGUGGUGUACAUGGUUGGAAAGACAGAGAAAAGAGGGAAGAAAUGUCUGAAGAGAGGGCGUUAUACUUGAUUGUCAGAAACAAGGAUGGGGAACCAGUGGCCUUCGUACAUUUUAGAUUUGAUAUGGAAUAUGAUGAAGAAGUUUUAUAUUGCUAUGAAAUUCAGCUCACAGAACCUCUAAGAAGAAAAGGCCUAGGGAAGUUUCUUAUGCAGAUUCUUGAACUGUUGGCAUAUAAGACAGAGAUGACGAAAGUAAUGUUGACAGUGUUUAAAGCUAAUGAUUCUGCUGUAACAUUCUUUAUGGAGGCACUAAAGUAUGAAAUUGAUGACAUCUCACCUGAUGAUGGAAUGUAUGAGGAAGAAGCGAGAUACUGGAUCCUUAGUAAGCCAAUCAAGCGUAAAACACCAGCCCAAAACCCGGGAGCCAAUGGUCACGGAGUAGACGCUAAACUAAAUGGACACGCCCACUCUCAUAUACAUACAGGCAGUUGUUGUCAUUGAAUCAUAUAUAUAUAAGUUUACAGGUCAUUGAAAUGAAUUCUUCAUGUCUUUACCAGACAUGUUUUACUCUUAUAUAAAUUCUGUGUUCACUAAAAUUUUGAUAUGAAAGAUUAUUACAAAGCCUGUGGUGAUUUUCAUAGAUUGAUCCAUGGACUGUUGUCAUCAAAAUGAAAGGAAAAAUGAAAUUGAUGAAUUAAAUUGAGAGAAAAUUCAAUUAAGGGACAAAAAAUUGCAUGAUUGAAAAGGACUUUUACAGGAAGAACGCUAUUUUUUACAUACUUGGUUACAAGAAAUUAGUAGGCGUAUAGAAUUUGAAAUUACAUUUAUGCAUAAUUGAUUGGAAGAUUGAAAGAGAACAAAAUUCUGAAAGUGAAAUUAUUUUUGAAAAGCAGGUUAGUGAAAAUUUAAGUCAAUAGUUAAGAACAUAAAUGUGCAGAACAUUAAUGGUAUGUUGUGUACCAUUCCUAUAGAACAUGUGAACAAAAUGGCAUUUAUUUAUAAAGAAUUUUGACAUUUAUGGAAGUCUUGUAACUUUAUUUAUUUAAAUACUGAACAAUUGAAGAAAACUGAUUUUGCUCUAGGAUAAUUCAAAUGCUUUGGAAUUGAAAACAGUCAUUACUCGAUAAUUUAUAUAUUUUACUUUGUGCAUGUUCAGACUGUCAUGAAAAAGAUAAGAAUUUGUUUAUUAGUUAUUAAAAUUAUGUAUUUAUGACUUAA